Messenger RNA from Rhodofomes roseus, 1314 nucleotides. RefSeq names its product S-adenosyl-L-methionine-dependent methyltransferase. The transcript has 5 exons. The record is from RefSeq and is a predicted model, not a curated record. The coding region runs from base 204 to 1208 and encodes 334 amino acids. Lineage: Eukaryota; Fungi; Basidiomycota; Agaricomycetes; Polyporales; Fomitopsidaceae.
GGAGGCCGGAGAACACGUUGAGGAUCCCGACCAAGGAGCUGAUCAGCGGCAUUCUUGGGCUAUGCUGGGCCGCUGAGUUAGCGUCGCCGUUCUCAGUCGUCGGAGUUAUUAAAUCGCGACGCACCGGACACAAAAGUCGACAGGCGGCCUCUUGUUCCUCUUGCGCUCUCGUCUCUCCGUUCUGCGCCUCUGUGGUCACUGUCAUGGCUAUCGAACGCCCGCCGUGCCGCAAUGGCACCUGGUACACACCUGGCAACGCGUCGAGUGACGAGGAGAUCCAGUCCGAUACCUCCUCAGAGCUCGUCGAGAUCCAGUCCGAUGAAUUCCCUCGCUACUUCGUCGAGCGGAAUGGUCGCCUCUUCCAUUCUCAUGGUCCAUCGCCGUAUCCUCUGCCUGUGGAUGCGGACGAGCAGCAUAGACAAAACAGGCAACAUGUCCUGUUGUACAGCCUCAUUGGCGCGCACUACGUAGGCCCAGUCCAAGACGUAUUGCGACCUAUCCGUGGGGUACAGAGGCAAGCAGUAGACUUAGGGACCGGUACUGGGAAGUGGGUUAUGGAUAUGGCAGACCGUUUCUCACAUGUGAGGUUCAGCGGGAUCGACAUAGUGCCGAUCCAAACCAGGCACCCCCUGCCGAAUGUAUGGUUCGAGAUGCACGACCUCGCUGAACCGCUGGGGUACGCGCCUGGCAGCGUCGAUCUGAUCCACGCCCGUGACAUACAGUUGGCGGUCCGUGAUUUCCCCAGGCUUCUGAGCGAAGUAGCGCGUGCGCUGCGUCCCGGCGGAUUAUACAUAUCCGGCGAGUGGUACGGCUAUCCGACCAUGGAGGACGAGUCGUGCCUCAGCGAGCGCGCUCCGCGCACCUGCCGAUUCUUCGACCUGGUGAACCACUACCUGAGGCAGAACGGGAUUGGCUUCGUCGCUGCCAACGUGCCCGAGUGGGUCCGGCGCACGGACGCUUUCUUCAACGUGCAAGUCGAGGAUCUGUAUGUUCCCAUCGGUGCCGGGAACCCCGGAGUGUAUCACGCUGGAGAGAGGCUCAAGACUAAUCUUCGCGUGUUCGCGGCCUCCAUGCAGCUCUGGUUGGUGGAGAGAGGCUACUGCAGCCGCAUGGCCGCUCAGGACCUCACCAAUGGCUUCCUGCUCGAGCUCGACACCAUACAGGGCAUGGAACUGAAGUAUCGAAUUGUCUGUGCGCAGAGGAAGUGAAUGGAACGUCAGGCUAUGUUGUUGCGAUCGAAUGUACCAUUAGUUACCAACCGUUCUUGAUUGGCUUGUAAAUCGUCUGAAUGGAAAUUGAUUUCUUGCGCACGAG